Molecule: messenger RNA, 1722 nt
Organism: Effrenium voratum
Lineage: Eukaryota; Dinophyceae; Suessiales; Symbiodiniaceae
Source: the annotation of a GenBank genome assembly
AUGGGACUCAACGCCGUCCGUGUAUCUGCCGCGAACGGCCUGUACUCCUUUUGCAGUGUGGCAGCUUUAGCGGGCAAAGUGCAGUUUAUGACCUCACAGGAGGCAGAGUAUCCCUCGCUCUUGUGCAAGCACACUGUGGACUGCAUUUUACAAGAGCUGAGAAGACGUGGCAGAAAUUUUGAGGCGUGCCCAACUUUGCAGGACAGUGCCAUUGCGUUAGCAAAUUUCAAACAACCCAGAGGUUUGCAGGCGCCUACGCUCCUUUCAGAGUUUCAAUACACCGUGCAGGUCCUGGUCUCUGCCGGCGAAAAGCCGCCGGCUGUCGCGACCAGCCCCUCGGGCCCGUGGUCGCGGGUCCCGCCUGGAGCAGUGUUCAUUGGUGCAGGUCCUGCGGAAAAGGGGGGAGAUGGGUGCACAAUGAAGGGGGCGAAGAGGCCUCGUGAUGCUGAGCCUGGUGGCCCCCUACAAGCCGUGACUUUUGGGGUACACCGAUCGCCUGAGAAGUUUUUGCAGGAUGCUUUACAGCUGACCCACCCCUUCGACAACCCUUUGAUUGUCUCUGAGCAGAACAGAUGCACCAUCAAUUGGAUCUCCAGUGUGUCCCCUGCCGAUGCUGCAGAGUGGAGGCUGGGACAGCUACGAAAGUACCUGCGCCUGGCCGUGGAGUUGUCAUCAGACGAGGCCCGUUUGCACGAGGGACUGCACCCCGAUUUGGAACCGGUUUUACAAGGUAAAAGGCUGCUGCUUUUCAAAGCUAUGAUGGAGGACGCUGGCGUGGCGGACCCAUUUUUGUUUCAACACAUGGUGGAUGGGUUUCCGUUGGUGGGCCACUUGGAGCCCUCCGGCCAAUUUCCGAAACGAUGGAAGCCGGCUAGGUUGACAUUGGAAUCGCUGAAGAAAACAUCCCACUGGGCAAGAAAGGCUGCUUUGUCUUCGUGUGCCAAGGGAGCCGCGGACCAGCAGAUUGCAGAUGCUGUGUGGAGUGAGACUCAAGAUCAGUUGCAGCGAGGGUGGUUGAAGGGACCCUUCACCGAGGCUGACUUAGAUGUCAGAAACAGCGGGGUUUGGAUUCCAUCCCGCCGGUUCGGGGUGAAGCAGGGCGUGGACAAGAUUCGUUGUGUGGACGACUUCAGUGAGUUCCUUCUGAAUGAAGCCACAGCCACCAGCGAGAAGCUUGUGUUGGAAGGGCUAGAUGACAUUGUCGCCUUGGCCAGGUUUUGGCUGUCAGUGUCGGAGUCCAAGGGCCAGCCUUUCCCGGAGUGUCAGAAGGGCGGGCUCACGGAUGCUGAUCUGGCAUCCCUUAAGGGGAAACUUCUGUAUGCUGCGGGCAGGCCGCCCGAAUCAAACAGGAUCAACAGAGGGGUGCUGGAAGUGGUGGACGUCCUAGCGGCGGCGCGGCCCCGGCUCAUUGGUCAAGCAGAGAUCUACCCGGUGGUUCUAGCAAAAGCCACAUGGGCGGGUUACCUCGCCAAGCGCAAGGUUAUCUGGUUCAUUGACAACGAAUCAGCACGGGCUGCAUUUAUCCGAUCCUUCUCUCCAGUGUUGCAGAGUGUGAAGCUCCUGUGGGCAAAUGCCAGGUUAGAUGUACGACUCGAGCUGUGGAACUGGUAUGCCAGAGUUCCAUCUAAGAGCAACUUUUCGGAUGCUGCUUCUCGCCUGGAGUUCGGCUGCUACCAAGGGUGGAAGCAAGUGGAGCCGUGCUACGAGGGUGUGUUCGCGUAA